GGAACUGGCAGCAGCAUACAUCGAACGAAGCAAUAUGGCGAAGUGUGUCAUCGGUUCGGUCAGACGUAGUGCCGUUUGAAAGAUGAAAGGUUCACGAUAUGGGGUGAAAAUAACGUAGCGUAAUGUUGCACUUGUGAAAAUCAUCCGUCUGUACAUAGCGUCGAUUGUGUCGUAUUGUGAUUGAGAAAAUAGUGUAUCGUUGGUGUAAAACAUGGCCACGGAUAAAAUAAAGGUUGCUGUUCGGGUCCGGCCGUUCAAUCGCAGAGAGCUGGAACUCGGUACACAAUGCGUGGUGCAAAUGACCGAACAGCAAACCAUCUUACAGCAUCCGUCGUCGAUGGACAAGAUCGAUCGAAACAAACCAAAAACAUUUGCAUUCGAUCACUGCUUCUACUCGUUGGAACCUGGAUCGGAAAACUUCGCCAGCCAAGAAGUCGUCUUCAAUGCUCUGGGACGUGACAUUUUGGACAAUGCUUUCCAGGGAUACAAUGCUUGCAUAUUCGCUUAUGGACAGACCGGCUCGGGGAAGUCUUACACGAUGAUGGGCAGUGGCGACAAUAAAGGCAUUAUUCCUCGACUUUGCGACAACCUCUUCGACCUGAUUGCGAAGCAGCAAAGCUUCGAACUCACCUACAAGGUCGAGGUCUCUUACAUGGAAAUCUACAACGAGAAGGUCCACGACCUCCUUGAUCCUAAGCAGAACAAGCAAUCGCUCAAGGUCAGGGAGCACAAUGUCCUGGGACCUUACGUCGAUGGCCUUAGUCAGCUCGCGGUUACAUCCUUUCAGGAUAUUGACAACUUAAUGGCCGAAGGGAACAAAUCACGAACUGUCGCCGCAACGAAUAUGAAUUCCGAGAGUUCCCGCUCUCACGCUGUGUUCUCUGUAAUCUUGACGCAAACUUUGACGGAUUUUAAAAGCGGAGUAAGCGGCGAAAAAGUUUCACGAAUGAGCUUAGUUGAUUUGGCCGGAAGCGAGAGAGCUGUGAAAACGGGAGCCGUAGGCGAUAGACUUAAAGAAGGAAGCAAUAUUAACAAAUCAUUGACAACCUUGGGACUCGUCAUCUCGAAACUGGCUGAUCGAAGUUCUGGUGUUAAAAAUAAGGAUAAAUUUGUUCCCUAUCGCGAUUCUGUCCUCACGUGGCUCUUAAAGGAUAAUUUGGGUGGCAACAGCAAAACAGUUAUGGUCGCGACUAUAUCUCCAGCUGCAGAUAACUACGAGGAAACUCUAUCUACACUUCGUUAUGCAGAUCGAGCCAAGAGAAUAGUGAACCACGCAGUCGUCAACGAAGACCCCAACGCCAGAAUAAUACGCGAAUUACGACAAGAAGUUGAAGCUCUAAAGGAAAUGUUACUACACGCAACGGGUCAAGGAUCUGUAGUCGGUCAACAACGCACAGAUAUCACAGAGAAGCUUUCGGAGUCCGAAAAACUUAUGAAAGAGAUGUCGCAGACUUGGGAAGAGAAACUAGUGAAAACCGAGAGACUUCAGCACGAGAGACAACAAGCCCUGGAAAAGAUGGGUAUCAGUGUACAGGCGUCAGGGAUUCAAGUGGAAAAGAACAAGUAUUAUUUAGUCAACUUGAAUGACGAUCCGAGUCUAAAUGAACUUCUGGUUUAUUACCUAAAGGAGAAAACUCUCGUUGGAGGACGAUCAGCUACCACGGAGCAAGACAUUCAACUUCAUGGUUUGGGAAUUUUACCAGAACAUUGCGUGAUAACAAUAGAAGAGUCUGGACUCUUCAUGACACCAUUGAACGGAGCCAGAUGUUUCGUAAAUGGUAGUCAAGUGGUGCAAAAGACGCCAUUGCUUCAUGGCGACAGGAUCGUUUGGGGCAAUCACCACUUUUUCAGAGUAAACUGUCCCAGGAGUGCAACAGCUGUGAGUAGCGAACCUCAGACUCCUGCACAAACUAUCGACUACAAUUUUGCCCGAGAAGAGCUUAUGUUAAACGAACUUUCCAAUGAUCCUAUACAAAGAGCUAUUGCAAGACUGGAGAAACAACACGAGGAGGAUAAACAGGUCGCUCUAGAGAAACAACGACAAGAGUACGAAAGACAAUUCCAGCAAUUGCGCAACAUUCUUUCACCAUCAACUCCUUAUCCUCCUUAUGUGCCGUACGAUCCCUUAAGAGGUAGUCAAAGUGGAAAGUUGCCCGCUUGUACGCCUACAACACAAAUGAGGGUAGAAAAGUGGACACAGGAACGCGAUGAGAUGUUUAAACGCAGCCUGGGUCAGCUCAAAACUGACAUUUUAAAAGCAAAUGCAUUGGUACAGGAAGCAAAUUUUCUCGCUGAAGAGAUGGGCAAGCAAACGAAGUUUAGCGUCACACUUCAAAUACCUCCAAACAAUCUAAGUCCUAACAGAAAGAGUGUAUUCUUUCAGCGUGGGGCCUUUGUUAGUGAACCUGCUAUUCUUGUGAAGAGAAUCAACAUGGGUAGCCAAGUCUGGUCGAUGGAAAAAUUGGAAAAUAAGUUGGUCGACAUGCGGGACAUGUACGAGGAGAGAAAGGAUUCAAAUAAUUGUCAGCGCCUACCUGUCGUUAAGGAUGAAUUGCCAGGCAAAACACAAGAUCCCUUUUACGAGUCACAGGAGAAUCAUAAUUUGAUUGGAGUGGCAAAUAUAUUCUUGGAAGUUCUCUUUCAUGACGUACGAUUGGAUUAUCAUACGCCUAUAAUAAGUCAACAAGGCGAAGUCGCGGGACGACUUCAAGUCGAGAUUAGUCGGAUAUCAGGCCAGUUUCCGCAGGAUCGAAUUUGCGAAGCAGCCUCCGAGUCCUCGGGUGACUCGAGUUCGUCCGAACAGGAGGAUUAUUCAGGCUCGAGUCACAUAACUUGCAGAAUAACAAUAAAACAAGCUAGCGGAUUACCUCUGUCCCUCAGUCAUUUUGUAUUUUGUCAAUACAUAUUUUGGGGCCACCCGGAGCCAAUCGUCGUACCUCCAGUUGUCAAUGCAGAAAUCCCUCCGACAAAUUGUCUUACUGGCCAGAGAGACUCUCUUGCUUUUAAGUUUGAUCAUACCAAGGAUUUUAGUGUGCCUAUUACGGAGGAGUUUCUCGAACACUGUUCAGAAGGUGCUCUGAGCAUCGAAGUUUGGGGGCACAGAAGUGCUGGGUUUUCUCGAAGCAAACCUGGCUGGGAGGUUGAACAACAGCAGCUGGCCAAAGCUAGAUCGCUGGCUGAUCGUUGGUCAGAGCUAACUAGGAAAAUAGAAUUAUGGGUGGAAAUACAAGAACUUAAUGAACAAGGAGAAUAUUCGCCAGUCGAAGUAGUGAACAAAGGGGACACAUGGACAGGAGGCAUUUAUCAACUAAGACAAGGUCAACAACGUCGAAUACAAGUUCGUGUUAAACCCGUUCAAAAUUCAGGCACAUUGCCAAUCAUUUGUCACUCAAUUUUGAGUAUUUCCGUUGGCAGUGUGUCUGUCAGAAAUCGUCUUCAAAUACCAUUAGACAGUUACCAGGACGAAGACCUGAGUAUACUUCGUGACAAAUGGAGUGAUGCUCUUAUGAGAAGAAGGCAGUACCUCGAUCAACAAAUUCAAAAACUUAUUAACAAAGAAGACAAAACCGACCAGGACAUGGAACGAGAGCGAAGCUUGGUUGAUCAGUGGGUCAGUCUCACUGAAGAACGAAAUGCUGUUCUCGUGCCAGCUGCUGGUUCUGGCAUACCUGGAGCACCAGCAGACUGGAAUCCACCUCCUGGGAUGGAACCACACAUUCCUGUAUUGUUCCUUGAUCUCAAUGCCGAUGAUCUUUCGACUCACCAGUCAGGUGAAGAAGUCUCGGUCACAGGAUUAAAUUCAAUCCUACCUAAGGAACAUGGAAAUAAGUUUUACAGUUUGCCAAUAAUUCGGCUCCUCGAAAAAGACGUGUGCGCUAUCGCAGCUUGGGAUUCCAGUAUACACGACAAUGUGCACCUAAAUAAGAUAACCGACGCAAACGAAAGGGUUUUCUUAAUCCUAAAAACAACAGUUCGUUUGUCUCACCCAGCACCAAUGGAUCUCGUAUUGCGCAAACGAUUGGCUUUAAAUAUUUACAAAAGGCAGAGUAUCACAGACAGAAUUUUCAAGAGAAUCGUCCGAACAGACUGCCUUACACAAACUGGUGUCACCUACGAAGUUGUUUCAAAUAUACCGAAGGCCAGCGAAGAGUUGGAAGAUCGAGAGAGCUUAGCUCAAAUAGCUGCCAGUGGAGAAGAUAGCAGUUUGUGCGAUGGCGAAACGUAUAUCGAGAAAUACACUCGUGGUGUCUCUGCGGUGGAAAGUAUCCUGACGCUGGACCGACUAAGGCAGAGCGUCGCUGUGAAAGAACUACUUCAGGCGCAAGGACAACCAUUAAUGCGCAAGACAGCGAGUGUGCCCAACUUCUCGCAGGUACUACUGCCUCUACGCCGUCUCGGACGCACUAUAAUGAGAUUCGAUGCUUCAAUGGAUUCAUUAAACGUAACACGCUCGGAGAGUGUAACGGAUCUAAACACUGAAAUCAAUGGAUUGCCACAUGCCCGACGAUCGUCAACGGGUCUCAGCAGAAACGACGAGAAUUUCUUAUCCACUCCGCCAAAGCCAUUUGGAAUCGGCUCCAUUCUGAACUCAGCGAGACCGACAUUCCUGAAUCUCAACCUGAAUCUGAACUCACUGACACGUCUUCAGCAAUCCACCUCAGCCAAGUCAUCCCCAAAUAUGGUUGGUACCAAGCUAGGUCUUCGUAUGACAACUCUGCACGAAGAAACUUCAAACACUGGAAAUCAGACGUCACCAUCGAUCAACGAUGACGAAGAGGAAAAGAGUGACGCAGAUUGUUCCGAAUUUGACGCUUAUCAGGCACCGCCGAAACCGACGAAGCCGCUGACCUCGUCUCGCACCCUGGAUUCUCUGGUCGAAUUGCAAUCAACGAAAAUCAACACACCCAGUAUGAGCAGCAGCGGUUACGGUUCUCAAGCUGUUUCCACGACGAACCUUACCUCCGAGGAUUCGAUCUCCAUUAAGUCUAUCAGUGUCGAUGAAACUCCAGACUUGGAGUACAGAAACCUCUUCGACGGUAGGAAGCCGGAAAAAAUGGAUAGCUCAUUGGUCGAAGAAACUCCUGAAGAACAUAUGGAAGAUCUCAACGAAACGUUGGAUAAGCUAAAUGUCAGUUCCCCUGAGCAAAACCCAAAAGAUGUUAAAAAGAAUCUUGAAAGGCUGGGUGCAUACGGUGAUAACGUACGCGAGAGUUCGACGUCAAACGAGAAGAUGGAGACACCUUCGACGAAUGAUUUGAAGGUACAGGAAAAGUUUGAUAGACCAGAAAUUCAUGAAACUGAAAAGAAAGAUUUAGAGGUCAGUCACGCCUCCAAUUCUGGGGAUGAUAGCCCAUCGGAAGGCACAUCCGUUGUUCACGUCAAACUGCCACCUGGCAAGGUUGUUCGGAGACGAAAAGCUGCAGGCUUAACAGGAAGACCCAUCAGCUCUCAGCAUAGAGCUUCUUUCCCUAUGGUCCGUCCACAAGUUUCAGAGAGUAAGGCUGCUGCUAGAUUGGAACAGACACUACAACCUGGUAUGCACUACGAGAACGGGGAUAACAGUUCUUCUGAACGUAUCGACGACGAUGUAAGCGACAAAAGCUCAGCGUUUGGUUCACGACCUGAUCUAACCAGAAUCGAAGCACCGAUACCCGACUGGAUUGUAGUUGGAGAAUCAGUCUUGGUUCGUCCAUACAGUUACUCUGGAGUUAUUGCCUACGUCGGGCCUACGGAAUUUGCUUCAGGAACCUGGAUAGGCGUGGAAUUGGAUGCUCCAACUGGUAAGAAUGACGGAGCCGUCAAUGGCCACAGGUACUUUUCAUGUCGGUCCAAAUGUGGGAUCUUCGUUAAGGUAGACAAGUUAAUUCAAGAUAGACGAGGGAGAGCUCUUAGAAGCUACACCAAACAAGAACCUACACCACCUCCGUCUGCGACGAUGCGCAGAAGCACGAGCAGAGGCGAAGGCCUACAUUCUUUGCACCGAAGUCGGAGCCGAGGCGAGGGCCUUUCGACGGUAGGAACCCGAUCAUCACCUCGGAGCAAAUGAGGAAGCGGCAAGCAUCACUUUACAACUUCGUUCUACCCUAAUACACUAAAGUAAUAUACCCUACGUGCUACAUGCCUACGAUAUGUGUAGCAGCAGUGUUUCCAGUCCCACAGAUAUACUUAGGGCAGCUAUUGAAUAUCGAUAAUUAAUUACAAAUAUUACUCGAAGUACUAGGAUCAUACUAAAGUAUAUCACACAGUGGCAUAAUGAAAUUUCCCCCCGAUCCUUCCCGUAAUAACAAAGUGACCAGAUCCUUCGAAUUCGAAAAUGAAACAAUACGCGUUAUGGUUGUAGCAAAGAAACUCCAUUUCGCAUUUCUUAACACAGCCCUCGGCGACAGAUAGAUAUUAUAUUUAUAUAUCUAUAAAUUGUCGAGUGACAUCCAAUGAUUAUAUGAUAUAUAUAUACAUGCAUUUAUAUGCAUGUAUAUCAAUGCAUUCCACGACUUUAACGUUUUGUCACCGGGUACGUCUAAGCAAUUGAACUUACCGCCAUAUGGUAACCCCAGUCUUUUUAUCUCUCUCUCUCUCCUUUCUUUUCCUACUAACUUCCCAUCCUUUUCCUGAUCCUCCCCUUUUCUCUAUCCAUUUAUCCAACUUUCUCCAUUAUCCUUCGCUAUAACUUUAAUUGUACAUUAAAAUCAAGCCAGACUAACUUGACUUUCGUUCGUUGGCAUUUCUUCUUUGAUCGAUCAACAGUUCGAUCGUUACGGACACUUUCGAAAGUUGCCGGCUGGUAAUUUUUACGAAAGUUCGACAAGUGGCAACCGUGACGCAUCGGGGCGGCGACGAGCUGCCGUGUAGAUUAUUUAAAAGAUUUUAUAUGUAUACCGUUGUUUCAUAUAUAUUGUAUUUUUUUAGCGCAAAUCUGUUAAGUUCCUUUUUAUUGUAACAUACAUCUUCUGUCGCUAUCCCUCUUUCUCGUGCGUGAAAGCGCAGCGACAAUUAUUUAAUUUAUACGUUGCAGGACGGACGACGUUACGGGCGAUAAAAGAUUACGAGAGCUUGGACGGAACUCAAUGUCGGGUUUUCUUUUUUUCUCUUUUAGUGUAGCCAAUUGACUAAUUUUUAAAUGGCAUUUUGAGUUUUCGUAAGCGAACCCAGCGUGGCGCGACGCUACGCUGCAAUAUUAGCUUUAUAAGUAUUUAGUCCAUAGACGAUAAUUGAAAAGCGAGCUUCUCUGCAACGUGGCAAUUGCGUUUUUGUUAUGUUAUUACGAUAUUACCAUUUAACUAGAUUGAAUUUGCUCAGUGAGGCUGGCAACUCUCCUUUUAUUUGGCCGACCCGACCUAACAUAAUCUAACGUAACAUAACGUAACGUAACAUAACCUAGUCUCUCGUGUCGGUGAAGCGAACGAGACGAAAAUGGAUCAUACGGUUUAUUAAUAGGUUAACUUGAAACUUGUCUAUAUUGCGAAGAAAGAAAAGGCAACAAAACCAAUUCCUGUCCAAUUAGAACAAUACUAAUAUUAUCGCUAAUGAAUUUAUUAUUGUAUGUAAUAUUCAUUUAAGUCUAAUUGUAAAGAGUCGUCACGGCGUCGUACGGCGCGCGCAGGCCACUGUCCAUUUUUUGGUAAUCGAGGUUGUUAAAGGCGAAACACAAAUUAAGUACUCACGCGUCACAGCGAUGCUACAUGCCUGUCGGUGUAAACACACAAAAUAAAACUUUUCUUUCACUCGUGAAUAUUAUAUGCUUUUCUUUUUAUUCUCAUUUUUAUCGCGUCCCGAAAGCCACUGACACAGCCCUGUACUCAUCGAGAAUUUAUUUUAUUAUCUUAAAGUUUCUAUCGUCUCCGCCCAAUGAGCACACAGUGUGCUUUUCACAGUUUACCUCGUGCAAUAUUUUUUUACGAGUCUUGGCAGCUUUCGGCGGAGCAUCUAGCAUUGAUGGAGCUUGUAUAGCCAGUUUCGUCUAACGAUAAGACAAUGUCCAUUUUUAUCACUAAUUGUCUAAUAAUAAUCAUUCGUACUGCAUCCUUAUUCUACCCUAAUUGUCCUAAGCCCGAUGGUUCAUUGAAAGUUUAAUUCGUAACGUUUCUUUUUUUUUAACGUUCCUUACAAUCUCGACUUCGCAUUAUAUCAAUUAUACAAUUUGAUAAUUUACAAAAUUAAACGUUCAUUAAAAUACCGGGCAGUACAAUUACAAUUUUGACCAAUCGGUGGAAAAGGGUUUUUUUGGAAGAGUCUACGACUGGGCGCAAUGAAAUUUCCUAUGACAAAAAUUCUCUAAACUUCACAGAUAUUUGGCUUUGUGUUCACGAAACUACUUUGCCUUACGAAAAUAUAAAGAAGCUUUGAAUCCUUAUUUGAAUCGAAGUAAGACUCAACGACCAUCUCGAGAUUCAUACAAUAAAUCAAAUUUAAGGAUUCACGGUAGAACCAGCGAUUUUCUAUACUUUAUUUGGUGCACGGAAUAUAAUGGUCUACUUUUUUUUACACAAGUGGUGCUAAAAAACCUUAAUAAUUUUUAAAAACACCGAUGGUGGUUCUCAACUGCUACCAUCUGCAGUUUUGCAAAUCUGUCCACAAUUUGUGGAUCCAUCCGUCCUGCCUUGUGCUAAAUACAGAGCUUAAUAUCAACGCACUAGAAAAUCUAUAUAAAUAAUAACCUUACAAUAAUGUAUAA
Molecule: messenger RNA, 8671 nt
Organism: Cephus cinctus (wheat stem sawfly)
Lineage: Eukaryota; Metazoa; Arthropoda; Insecta; Hymenoptera; Cephidae
Gene: Khc-73
Product: kinesin-like protein KIF13B
Exons: 28
Coding region: 212-6046 (1944 amino acids)
Biological process (GO): cytoskeleton-dependent intracellular transport; regulation of protein localization; microtubule-based movement
Cellular component (GO): adherens junction; microtubule; kinesin complex
Molecular function (GO): microtubule motor activity; ATP hydrolysis activity; ATP binding
Source: RefSeq, a predicted model, not a curated record